This is a messenger RNA of Spodoptera litura, 3224 nucleotides long. RefSeq lists its product as uncharacterized. The record is from RefSeq and is a predicted model, not a curated record. Gene Ontology annotation, biological process: intraciliary transport. Lineage: Eukaryota; Metazoa; Arthropoda; Insecta; Lepidoptera; Noctuidae. Gene Ontology annotation, cellular component: axoneme.
UUUAUUUUAGCAAUAAAUAAUUUGCUCGUUUUUCGAGCGUUUGUUUUGUAAAAAAUGGUGUUUUGUAUGUGAAAGCGAAUGAUGUCAGUGCUGAGUCUGAUUCCGGAGGAUAAACGUAAAGAUCAAAGAAAAGAAUCCCUGGAGAGCGUAUACAGCAGUAACUCUCGUCUGAACCUGUUGAACAAGCGCAAGCGUAUGAACCCUUUAACGAUGGACGCUUCUAACACAUCGCUCGGCAAGUCGGGAGAUAGAUACGUGACGCAGCGGGUGCUGUCCGCCAAGACACACAGGGUGAAGCAGCUGCAGAACCAGCUGUCUGAUGCGCAUUAUCACUUGCAGGAACUAAGUAACGAAAACAGAGUGCUACGAGCUAUUCAGAAGAAACAAGAAAUCGCACUGCAAAGAUACGAAAACUCAAACGCGGAAUUGCCGCAAGUCCUAAACUCUCACAAUGAAGAGAUGAGGAUACAGCAGUCGAAGUACAAACAGCUGAAGCAGCAAUAUAAGGAGGCUACUAUGAAGCUGAAGGAGAGAGACAUGCAGCUACAACAACUAAAGGAUGAGCACCAGCACCUGCUGGAACUCAGUAAAGAUAGGAACCUUCUCGAACGUGAAAAACUCCAGGCUCAAGUGUCGGAUUUGACUUCGAAAGUGCAGCAACAAAAUGAGAUGAUCACCAUGCUGCAGCGGCGCAUAGCUCUUGAGGCGAAGAACUUUAGGCAUCAACUGCAGAACGAGAUCAACAAGCACAAGGACACGAGACACGACCUGGACCUCGCCAUCAAUAAUGCUGACAAACUUACUACUAUUAUUGAGAUGAAAGAGAAGAUGCUAAGUACAGCAGCGAGUAGAUCGAUCAAGUCUCCAGUGAAGACUGCGUCAGGGACCAGCAUAUCUCUACCCAAGCAGUCAGUUAAGACGAGGUCGGAGACUGACACCAGUGCGACUAGAGGCAGAGACGAGAGAAGAGAAGACAGGCAGAUUGUAGACCAAAACAUAAUGGCGAAAUUAUGUGAGAACUCUCGCAGUAUCAGCAGUGCACUGUCUCAUGACGAAGAAUCGUCGUCUUCCACUGAACCUCGCUCUCGAUAUGCAAGAAGUAGAACCAGCUCCUCCCUUUCAAGAUCUACUCCUAACCCCGGAACUAGAAAGAGCUCGAAAGAAUCAGAUGAAAUUAUGGAGUUGGCUAAAACAGUACAAGACGGAAUGGCAGACCUCACCAUAUUUGACGACGAUCUAGAUUUAAAAUCCUCCCCCGACGAACUGCAGAUGAAAAUGGAAGCUAUGAAGACAGAUCUUAUGAAAAAAAUAAAGAAUAGUGACGAACCUUCGUCUAGAAAGACGAGCGCUUUGAGAAGGAAAUCAACAGAAGAAUCUAUAGAAGAACAAGAGGAGUUAGAAGAUACGGAGCGACCCAAGUCGAGAGGUAGGAGAAACUCUAAUGUAUCCUUCUUUGAACAGGCAGCCAUUGAAGAUUCUAACACAACAGUAGCUGUACAUCAAGGAGAGAUGGAAGUGAAAAUGAAACGUGAAAAUAGUUCAUUGGAACGAAAACUACCCAGCAAGCCUUUAGAAAAAUAUUGCAAAGAUAUCAUUCAAGACAUAGAGAAAAGCAGCAAAGUCAUAGACAAACAUAUGAAAUAUUUCAACCAAUCGAGAUUUGAGAGUGAUAAAUUAGUGCAACAACUAGAAGCCGUCGAUAAAAUUAAUGAAUUUGUUAACGCGAACGUAGAAAUUCCUGAGUCAGCUUUAAAUGAAUUGAACAAUAACUUCAAAAUGUUGACGGAUCAAGUAUUUACCGAUGUUGUUCCCAUGGGAAGGAAGCGAUCUAUAUCGGGUAGACGAAACUCCAGGACGAAUCUACUCGGUGACAACAUGACCAAUCAGGAGAUGUUAGACGACCUACUGGGGAAGAAAUGAUAUACGGCCUUAGAAACUAAACUAUUAAAUUCCGACUGACAUUAAAUGCGGCGAAUCUUGCUCGUUUUUACAUAGAAAAAUGACUUGCCUUGCCGAGAGAUUCGCUUCAAAGUAAUUGGGUAGUUCAGUCAACGGCCGACGUUCAUUAGGCUAAACCAACAUUUUUCACUUAAUUAACUUGAGUUUUUAUUCUGAACAGAACCGUCGCUUUUCAUAGUAAAUUGAAGGUCUCUUGUGAUUGUAAUUAGAAAACAACUUUGUUGAGGGAUUAGACAACGGAUUUGUAUAAGUAAAUUUCGUAGAAGUUCUACCAACUAUGAACCCAAUAAUGUUACAUAAACGUCUCUAAUUAAAUUAACCGGUCACGUAACAGUUUAACUGCAAAUGAUGGAAUUAAUUGGCCGUGGCAAACUUUAGCUACGCGUAACUUUUAUUCUACAUUUUUGACUAAUCGUUUUUGUUUCAGUACUUAUCAAAUUAGAUCAUAACUUCGCAAUUGGUCUUUUUGAGAAAUUGCUGUUAUUUUUGCAGAUAUUUUUUGUACGAAGCUACGCCUGAGUAGGGAAAUUGUUUCCUAAAAGAACUUUUAGAUAGUAGGUACAAUGCUACGUAAAGCGUUUAAUCGAAACAAAAGCUUUAGUAACAGUUAGAAGGAGUUUUCCACUUAAAUACUUGGGUCUAGAAACUAGAUAACGCUAGUAAUCUCUUAAAUAAUAAAUGAAAUUUGUAAUUUAACUUAAAAGUACAAUACCUAAUUUCGGGAAACCGUUUCCCCGGCUAAUUCCGUUGAAAGUUUUAAAACAUUAAAUGUCACUUGGAAAACCAAAUUAAGGAGUUUGUAGAUAUUAGAAAACUUGAGACAGCCUAGAUACUUGUAAACACAAUAAUUAAUAUUUUAGAACCAGAAAUUAAAUCUAGGAAUUAUUAAUAUUUUGAAACGGUAAGGUGAGUUUGCUUCAAGCAUUUAUUUUUUCUUAUUCGAUUAGAAAUGGGUUCACUUGUCAGAACAAAUCGGGAAUAUGCAUUGCAUUAAAGACGAUUUAAUUCCUUUAAACGAUUGCAAUAUAUUAUUUUUAUUUCCUUUUAUUGGAAUCUUGGUUAAAAAUAAAAAGAUAAAUCAUGGUGUAGGUUCAAUGAAUAGUUUGAUUGCAGAAGCGAGUACUUAUAAAGUUAUAAUUAUUGAUCGAGGCAAAUUGUUUGUAAAAAUCGUGGGCUUUGUAGCGACCACAUUUAAUAAGAGUAAUGGGUAAUAUCAAUAAACUGUCUGCAGGUAAAGGGACACAUUUGAUUAACCGACUUCAAAA